Dentiscutata heterogama is the source of this 1563-nucleotide messenger RNA. NCBI's taxonomy places the organism in Eukaryota, Fungi, Glomeromycota, Glomeromycetes, Diversisporales, Gigasporaceae. The record is from the annotation of a GenBank genome assembly.
AUGCAACCUAACCUUGGUCAUCAAAGACAACCGAUAUUACAAAGACAAGCAUUACAAAAUACGAAUCUACCUUCUACGUUCUCGGGUAUAUCUUAUACCUUAGAAGAGUAUGAAGAGAUUAGGCAAAUAUUAAACAAACAAUUAGGACCCGAAUAUAUUAGUACAAGGCAAGGACCAUCCGGUGUUGGAAGAUUGGUAUACGUCGAGGGAUGGAAGGUGAUCAAUUUAGCCAAUAAUGUCUUUGGUUUUAAUGGAUGGUCAUCCAGCAUUCAAAAUAUCACUAUCGACUUUGUUGAAACUUCACAAGAUACUGGAAGAGUCUCGGUUGGCAUAUCAGUAACAUGCAGAGUAACUCUCAAGGAUGGUACAUAUCAUGAGGAUUUGGGUUACGGCACUUGUGAAAACUCAAAGAGUAAGGCCGCAGCAUUCGAGAAGGCCAAGAAAGAAGCCAUGACAGAUGCGCUCAAGCGUGCCCUACGGACAUUUGGAAACGCAAUGGGUAAUUGUGUAUACGACAAGAAAUAUACUUCUGAAAUUGUUAAAAUAAAGGUUUCGCCGAAAGCCGCUAAAACUGGUGAUAAAUCCAACAAAAGUGUAACAGCCGAAUGUACACCACAACAUUCCGCAGAUAAAACAAGUAACAAUAACAAUAAAAAUUCACUGUCCCAGGAUAGUACCUCAACAAAUCUUACGAAUCGAUCUCAAAGUCAAGAAACGACACCCAUUUCUCUUAGUCAAAAUUCGAAGAGUACAUCACAGAUCUUAAGGAAUACAUCUACUACCAUGAUGAAUAAAAAUUCUCAAGAAAGUUCAUCAAAACUUGUAUCGAACCUAACCUCUCCAAGAAAUGAAUCUAUGGCUCCCACGGAAAGAGAAAAAUGUCCAAUGAAUAACUCAAUAAAUAAGGUCACGCCUGCAUUAACGUCAAAUGACGGAAAAAACUCUCCAAAACACGCGUCAUCAUCCGAUACAAACCAAGAAGCUGUGCGAAAUGAAGAUAACACCAUAAAAUCAUCCACAACAACUGAUGACCAUCUAACUCGCGCAGCGAUUUUGGCCCAGUUCGCAGCAAUCGACAGUAAAAUGGAUUCUUUCUUGGCGGAAUUCUUAGCAGAUCCUGAAGAUGAUGUUGAUACAGAUUUGAUGAUCGAACAAGAUCAAUCGUCAUCAGCAAAAAAUGGUACUGAUUUCGAAAUAUCAAAUGAGAAGAGCACUAUAGGUUUAAAAGAUGUGAAUAAAACUUCUAACCGGUCACCAGAAAAAAAUAAUUUCAUUGGAGAAAAUUUAAAACCUUCUUGUCAAAACAUUUCACCGAAAAGGCGACCAUUAGCUCAAAAUCCAAAUAUCUUUAGUUAUGAACUUUCUCCUAACAAUCGGAACAACAAUCUUUUAACAGUCAAUAAUAGAACUGAUAAACUUUUAGAACAAAAAAUUGGAAUGAAGUUUAAUGAAAUUGUUUGUAAUAAACCAUCUACUGCAAUUGUAUCUCCAAGCCGCACUCAUGUGGAUUCAUUUGACGAGGAUAUCAUGUAUAAUAGGCAAAUUAAAAGGCGAAAGGAGUAA